This is a messenger RNA of Dentiscutata erythropus, 867 nucleotides long. The record is from the annotation of a GenBank genome assembly. Lineage: Eukaryota; Fungi; Glomeromycota; Glomeromycetes; Diversisporales; Gigasporaceae.
AUGGAUCAAAAUUAUGAAGAUUGGGACGAUAGUAAUAGUGUUACUUCAUAUUAUGUAACCCCACCUACAUCUCCAAUUAUACAACCUGUUAAUAAUGCAGAUGAGACAAAGAAUUUUUUUCGAAACAAUGCAAAUAUCAAUUUGUCUUCUUCAUUAUCAGAUUUAAUGGCUGAACAAAUAUCGUUAUGGUGUGAUUCUUCUUCUACUUCACAGCAACCGAAUCAGCUGAAUAAAGACAAUGAUAUUUUGAUUUCUUUAAAUGAUGAUGAUUAUUCAACGACGAAUAUAGUAUCAAAAGUUGAUAUUUCUCAAUGUCAUUUUACUUAUAUGAACGAUUCUCAUCAAACUAUCAUAAAUGCCAGCUAUCAAGGUGAUUUGGCAUUUUUGUAUAAAGUUGGUGGUGAUUUGAAUCUAAAUGGUGGCGGUGAAAUUUCUUGUUGUCUCAAUGGGAUGUCUGAUGAAAUUUCUAUCCCAUUUGAUCAAUUAUGUGGAUUUAAGAUUUCUACUGAAAAAAAAAUUUUUAUAAAAUUUAAGCCGAAUUUUAAAAGAACAUCUGAAAUUGAAAAGUUAUGCUUUAAGAAAAAUGGCAUUCGUAAUGAGUUCACUAAAGAAAACAGGCAAAAAUUAUACUUAACAUGUGUAUUCCCUACCGAACGUCGUGCUCUCGCUGUUCCAAUGGAUUCUUCAUAUAACAAAUUAUUAUUGCUACUUGAAUCAAGAUUUAAUCUUACAAUUGAUAGUAUUAAUCUUAGAUUUAGGAAUAAACGUGGGGAUGUUGUUGUAGUAAAAAGUGAUGAUUGUUGGGAAAUGGCAAAAAGUGAAGCUUAUGGAAAAAAUUUGGCUAGAUUAGAACUUCAAAUUUGGUAA